AUGUCUGUCGCUAUCGCCAUUCCCUCCAGCAUCAGCAUGGAUAUGACUUAUCAGCCAUUCCAAUGCCAGGUCUGUCAUGUCCGUUUCACGCGCAAUGAGAACCUCAAACGUCAUACAGCGCUGCAUUCACGCUCACCUGAGGACGCCACGCUUCGGUGCGAGUAUUGCGCGACGACCUUCUCGCGCCCCGACCUGCGGCGUCGGCAUAUGAAGAAAUUGCACGCACUGCACGACGAGGGACGAGCUGCUAAGAGACGUCGGCGUGAGCCAUCGGUACCUACGCCAGAGUCGAAUGCAACAGGGUCGCAAUCGCCCCGAAGAGAGAUUCGGCUGUUUGAAUCGGCUGCAGAAGACCAUCAUAGUUGGAUUCGCCAACAGUCAAGAUCGCCCAGCUCACGGUAUGGGCAAUCUCAAGUCGAGCAGGAUCGCCAACGCCACCACGACAACGAGACUGUUGGGAGCAGCGACACUACCAAUGGCGAUGGAGGCGGAUCUCAAGUUGAAGCAGCCACGUUACCACAGAUCAGCACGUCGAUACACGUCGGCCACCAUAUCCCAGAUGCGAAUGACAUAGAGCAGAGCCUCCUUUUGGGUGCAUCCCUUCUCAGCCCUUCGAAUCACCUCGGCACCUCGACCCAUUCUGGGAUGACUUUGCCAUCUCGUGCAUACAGUGCGAAUCAGCUCAGCAGUGACUUCAAUCCCCGGACUCUGGACAGCUUGUCGUCGAAGGAUCUACGGUCGCGGCCUCUAUGGGAUGAUUGGUUUCCUUCUUCCUGGCAGAUCGCGCGAGGUGUAGAUCUCUACUUCCGCCACAUCUCACCCUAUGUCCCCUUUUUACACCAACCGACAUUCGACGUCGCUCAGACAGCCGACUACUUGGUUCUGAGCAUGCUGAGCCUCGCGUAUCAACAUGGUGAGGAUCCAGACUCCGGCGAUGCAACAAAUUCGGGUGUGAGUCUCUCUGUGCGUUGCUUUCACCGCGCUCGUGUCUUGGUCGACUCAAGGGAAGAGAAGGUAGAUGAUUGGACACGCGGUCUCACCAUGACACGAGCGUACCUGCUACUUCAACUAUGUGCCAUGUUGUACCUCUGUGGCGAAAAUUCGGCAUAUGGCCUUCGAAUGCAUUCUAAAAUGAUUUUCCUUGCGCGCUCAGAACGACUGAUGCAGCCACUCCCACCGAAGUCUGGGGCAACCGAAGAUCUAGAGUCGUUGUGGCGGGAAUUCGUCAAGGUCGAGUCCUAUAAGCGGACACUCUUUGCCAUGCAUCAGAUUGACGCACUUUGGUACCAACUCUUGUCCAUUCCCCGCUCGCUCUCGCAUUUGGAAUUCAAGCAUGAGCUGCCUUGCCCAGACAACUGUUGGACAGCAACAUCGGCAGCACAGUGGGCGCAUAGAUGUUUGCUGAAUGGGCAGUCUGGACCCCCCGUGCAGUAUGGAGACGCUGUGCGCCGCUUUCUCUCCGACGACCUGGAUAUCGACUGCCUUCCAGCCUUUGACCCGUACGGCGCGGUCAACAUCGCGCAGUUCUUGAUUUCCAGCGCCCGCGAGAUCACCGGCUGGUCAACGAUGACGGGAAGGCUCUGCAUUGAGAGGUUCGAGCCACUGAGGUCGUCACUGGAAGCUCUCCGGCCUCUUAUCCGGCAUGACGAUGCAACAGUUACAUCGACGCACCCGGCGUUGUGCGAGGCAACUUGGGAGAUGGCUAUGAUUGAGCUACUGAUGUGGUCGCCGGCACACACUGGUGGUAUCGUGGGUGGAAGUAUAGAUGCAGUGUUGGAACAUUCGACACACCUAACACCUUCGUGGGAAUUCCUGGUCGAAACGAACACUGCAAAGACAAUUCAACCACACGUCGACUGGUUUUUGUGUUAUCUCGACGCUACGCUGACACCAGACUCAGAGCCCCCGUGGGUUGCGGUGUACGCCUAUAGGGCAUUCUUGAUAGCCUGGCAAUUGGUCCGUGGCGGGUCAUUAGGCGCUAUGCAAGUUGUGGGUGUGGAGGACGGCGACAUCGACGGGGCCAUGCUAUGGGCACGGAAGGUAUUUAAGCGCAGACAGCGCCUACAGCUUGGCAAGCUUAUCGUGUCAUGUUUAGAUAUACUGAGCAAAUAA
Capronia coronata CBS 617.96 is the source of this 2112-nucleotide messenger RNA. RefSeq lists its product as uncharacterized. The transcript has a single exon. Gene Ontology annotation, biological process: DNA-templated transcription; regulation of transcription by RNA polymerase II. The record is from RefSeq and is a predicted model, not a curated record. The coding region runs from base 1 to 2112 and encodes 703 amino acids. Gene Ontology annotation, molecular function: zinc ion binding; DNA-binding transcription factor activity, RNA polymerase II-specific; RNA polymerase II cis-regulatory region sequence-specific DNA binding. Lineage: Eukaryota; Fungi; Ascomycota; Eurotiomycetes; Chaetothyriales; Herpotrichiellaceae. Gene Ontology annotation, cellular component: chromatin.